Molecule: messenger RNA, 1303 nt
Organism: Toxorhynchites rutilus septentrionalis
Lineage: Eukaryota; Metazoa; Arthropoda; Insecta; Diptera; Culicidae
Product: mitochondrial import inner membrane translocase subunit Tim17-A
Exons: 3
Coding region: 169-714 (181 amino acids)
Biological process (GO): protein import into mitochondrial matrix
Cellular component (GO): TIM23 mitochondrial import inner membrane translocase complex; mitochondrial inner membrane
Molecular function (GO): transmembrane protein transporter activity
Source: RefSeq, a predicted model, not a curated record
AGGACAAAUGUCAUCUCGGUUCGCGAUUAUCACGUAAAUUUGAUGAAGUUUUAGAAGAGCAGGAAAGUUGAUGUAAUAAACGUGGUUGUGAUUAUAGGUGAUUAUCUCUCUUGAAUAUUGUAACAACUAACAUAUAUCAAGAAACAUACUGCGAUAUAAAUAGAAGCGAUGGAGGAAUAUGCAAGAGAACCCUGCCCGUAUAGAAUCGUCGACGAUUGCGGUGGUGCUUUUGCAAUGGGUUGCAUAGGCGGUGGUGUGUUCCAAGCGAUAAAAGGAUUCCGAAACGCACCGUCUGGAUUUAGUAGAAGAUUGGUUGGUAGUUUAACAGCAAUCAAAACCCGCUCACCGAUUAUCGCAGGAAACUUCGCAGUCUGGGGUGGCAUGUUCAGCACAAUCGAUUGCACAUUGGUUCAUUUUCGCAAGAAAGAAGAUCCUUGGAAUUCUAUAAUCAGCGGAGCAGCGACUGGUGGAAUCCUAGCGGCACGUAACGGUGUUGGGGCAAUGGCUGGCAGUGCGAUAAUUGGUGGUGUUUUGUUGGCGCUCAUUGAAGGUGUUGGCAUUAUGUUCACACGGCUUUCAGCCGAACAAUUCCGUUCACAACCAAUCGCGGAAGACCCAUCAGCUCUUGGUGAUCCGGGACAAAAUGCGACACCCUCCAGUUCGUCAUCUUCGAUGCCAUUUGGAUUCGGUCAGUCAGGACAAAAUUACCAAUAAGAAGACUUUAUGUUUAUAGGUUCUUGUUACAAUGUAUGGUUCAUGAUACAGCCAAAAUCGAUUGACUGUUGUAAAUUAAAUGGGUGCACGAGUUUAGUUUAGUUACUGAUUCCUCAUCGAAGGCGAAUGUGAUUGUAUGCCCGUGAGAUCAAUCAGCUUACCGAUAAAGAGUCACUCUUCUUGAUUUUGCCGGCGGUUAGUUGCUAAUAGUUUCAUGUGAUCCAUCUUUGAUUGACAUUCUUUUUUUUUACAUUCACAGGGAAAGAAAUCGAUUAAAAAUGAUGUUUAAUUUCUUUCUAUAUCUUUGUACGUCUGGAACGAAUACAAAAUUUGGCAUAAUUUAAAGUAAUUCUCUAAUCGAUGUAUAGUCAGUAGACGUGAAAAAAAUACAUGGAAUAGAAGUAAUCCUGGAGACGUUCUAAAGGCAAUGCAAUGUAAGAUAUGCAGUCGCUAACAUGUAUCUGAGAAAAUAUAUUUCUUUUUGAUUUAUUCGAUAUAAGAAAAACUGUUAAAGACACAAAUAGGAAAUCUUUCUUUUCAACAAAUUUGAAUAAAAUCUAAACUUGAAUCGGAUAGAAAAUAUCCAUAA